UAUUUUUAUCCGGUGAAAUAAAAACUCAAACCAGGAAGUAAUUGUAUAGUAUUCAAACAAAUGUGAACAAUCAUUAUUCGAACUGACUGUGUUACAGUAAUAAAUACCUCAAUACCUUGAGUCGGAAUAAGAUGUUAUUCAUUGUCCUAGAGCUAAGUGAAAAACAACCCUAUUUAAAAACAGGCGUAUUAUAUCGAUGGGUUUCCCCAAAUCUAAAAUGAAAUGGAAAAAGUGUGUUAUUUUGCCCGUUUCACACCAGAGUCGCAGUCGCACUUAAAGCUGCAUUCCGCCUGCGACGUGUUCGUGCACGCGCCCUACGUUCACGAGCGAGACGCCCGUGACGGUCCACACCGCGAGAGGACUUCACGAGCGACGUGGCCCUCAGCCAAUCGGAGAGCAGAAACGGGACAUUUAUUUCUGAAGGUCGGUCUGAGCUGAGGUUACCGCGUGCACAUUGUCAUCUGGCGUGUCCUCCCGCCGUUAAACACACCGGGCCGGAGGACAGGUGCGUGCACGGACUUGACGUCGCAUCUGGUGCUCAAAUUAAAUCCCACCAAGGAGUCCAAACAGGUGCCGCGGGAGGCUUAUCCGGGACGCGCAGCGUCGCACCGCCGCGUGGUUCUCCUCCGGUAGCGGUAGAGAUGGACCGCGACUUGGGCGUCGUUCCCACGCGGUGUCCGUGCGCAGGAGCUCUUCCCCCGGUUGGAUUCGGCCGCUAAUUGUGCGGUGCACCAUGUUCCCUGCGCUCAACACGUUGUCCGAGAGGAAGCCCGAGCAGGUCGCUGGUUCACUCCAUCCGUGAUUUAGGAUGACGCCUCUCGGUCCCACCUGCUCCGUCUCCUCCCUGUUACCUCGCCUUCACAUGCCUCAUCAGCGGGCUGAGCGCUGCUGAGCACUCGCCGCGACCCUCCCUGUACCGGCCGACGAGGCGAUGCGACGGUUCGUCUACUGUAAGGUGGUGCUGACCACCUCUUUGGUGUGGGUGCUGGUGGAUGUGUUCCUGCUGCUCUACUUCAGCGAGUGCAACAAAUGUGACGAUAGGAAAGACCGCUCGCUGCUCCCGGCCCUGCGAGCGGUGAUAUCUCGGAGCCACGAAGGUCCGGGGGAGAUGGGCAAGGCCGUAAACAUCCCCAAGGACAACCAGGAGAAAAUGAAGGAGCUAUUUAAGAUCAACCAGUUCAAUCUGAUGGCCAGCGACAUGAUCGCCCUCAACAGGAGUCUCCCCGACGUGAGGCUGGACGGCUGUAAGACCAAGCUGUACCCGGAUGAGCUGCCAAACACCAGCAUCGUCAUCGUGUUUCACAACGAGGCGUGGAGUACCUUGCUGCGGACGGUGCACAGCGUCAUCCAGCGCUCCCCCAGACAGCUGCUGGUGGAGAUUGUCCUCGUCGACGAUGCCAGCGAGCGAGACUUCCUGAAGAGGAAGCUGGAGAACUAUGUGCGGACUCUGGAGCUGCCAGUGAGGAUCCUGAGGAUGGAGCAGCGCUCGGGUCUAAUCAGAGCCAGGUUGAGGGGGGCCGCCGCCACCAAAGGGCAGGUCAUCACCUUCCUGGACGCUCACUGCGAGUGCACCGUCGGCUGGCUGGAGCCCCUGCUCGCGCGCAUCAAAGAGGACAGGUCAGCAGUGGUGUGCCCCAUCAUCGACGUCAUCAGCGACGAGACGUUUGAGUACAUGGCCGGCUCAGACAUGACCUACGGGGGAUUCAACUGGAAGUUGAACUUCCGCUGGUACCCGGUUCCCCAGCGCGAGAUGGACCGACGCAAGGGGGACAGAACGCUGCCUGUCAAGACUCCCACCAUGGCAGGAGGAUUAUUCUCCAUAGACAAAUCAUACUUUGAAGAAAUCGGGAGCUACGAUCCGGGGAUGGAUAUUUGGGGCGGAGAGAACCUGGAAAUGUCCUUUCGAAUCUGGCAGUGCGGUGGCUCCUUGGAAAUAGUAACAUGUUCCCACGUGGGCCAUGUUUUCCGGAAGGCUACCCCGUACAGUUUCCCCGGAGGAACGGGCCAAGUCAUCAACAAAAACAACAGGCGCCUGGCCGAAGUCUGGAUGGACGACUUCAAAGAUUUCUUCUAUAUCAUUUCACCAGGUGUGAUGCGCGUGGACUACGGAGACGUUUCUUCCCGUAAAGACCUCCGUGGGGCCUUGAAGUGCAAGCCGUUUGCCUGGUAUCUAGAAAACAUCUAUCCGGACUCCCAGAUCCCGAGACGAUACUACUCACUUGGUGAAAUACGAAAUGUCGAGACCAACCAGUGUGUGGACAACAUGGGAAGAAAGGAGAACGAGAAAGUUGGCUUUUUCAACUGUCACGGCAUGGGUGGAAACCAGGUGUUUUCUUACACGGCGGAUAAAGAAAUCAGGACAGACGACCUCUGCCUGGACGUCUCCCGCCUCAACGGACCCGUCAUCAUGCUCAAGUGUCACCACAUGAAGGGGAAUCAGAUGUUCGAGUAUGACGCCGAGUAUGUUGGCAAGUGGGAUUAUGAUUUUGAGAAGAACACCUUCCUCCACAUCAUCACCCAAUCAUGUCUGACCAUCAGCCGCCUGGAGGACGGCACCUACGGCCCCACUGUGGAGCACUGUAACCAAAGUCCCAAACAGGCCUGGAUCCUCCACAACUACACGCGCCUGGAGGUGGCCCGGCGCCUUUACUUCAGUCCCACUGAUUAUUUUCUCUGAGUCGGGGGGCCCGAGGUGAGAAGGUCGGCACUAAUUAGGCGAAGAGCAGAAGCAGCUGGUCAGUAGUGAUGUAGUUUGUCGUGAGCUUUGUUAGAAGUAGAUUAGUUUGACCUGUUCAGGCUUCAGUUGCACCUUUUGUGGUUGUUAUUAGGCUCUUUUUUUUUUUUCUUUCUUUGUGUUUUAGUCAGUGAGGAAUGCAGAGUUCUUGUUGUUGUGAUUUUUAUAUUUCAGGUAGUAGUCGGAAUAUGCAUGCAAAUUGUUUUUAGGAGGCACUAAAAGUAGCUUUUACCAGUGACCUUUCGGGAGGAGCGUAUGAAGACCGGGGCGGAGGCACAUGGAGCAAUGACAAAUGUCCCAUCAAGAUGGUUCUGUGUGUAAGAUGCUAUCUGCAAGACCUUUAGCCAAUCUCCACGCCAAAUCAGAUCUUAUUUGACAUUUAUUUUCCAGCACAAAUCAUUUAUUUUGAUGCGAAAAUCCACCGGCUGCCCCCGCCGCCGCCCCCCCCCCCGCCCUUGUUUAUUUUUAGCUGACUAUCUGUGUGCAGGACUAAUUGAAAUGGGCCUACCAUUGUUUGUAAGUUCUUUUGAAGUGAUCCUCCAUUGUGAACCUGCCUUUCAUGGCCCCCGGCCUCUCAGGCCACUCUCCCAUUGGUCUGCAGCAGCUGUGUCCACCGUGUGCCGUGUGCACAUUGUGAACCCAGCGAGUCCAAAUAAUCAGUGCUUUUCACCACUCGGGCCUGCAGCAUAUUUACAUGCUUUUGUAAGGAACAUCUUUUUUUUGGGGGGGGGGGGCUCGGCCCCCGUCUUUUCAUGUCCGUGUCGUCGCCUCUCCUGCUUUUUCCGAUCCGUUAUUUUUCUAGCCUUUUCCGUUCCGCUCAGUUAUACGCCGACUUGGGGUCCUGUACUGUCGUAUCCCUUUAAAAAAAAACAAAAAAAAACAAGGAGCAAUCUCACUGUAGCUCACCACAGUCUUUAUGUGCAACCGGAGUAAAUUGGGUAAGGAGCUGCCACGGCUGCUGGUGUGUGUCGGGGUUGCGGCAGUAGAGUGACCCGCUGUUAGAUGGCCUGAUUUGCUGUUCACGCUCGGCGGUCCACCAGAGGAGAGCGAGUACACAAGAGCAGGGCACCGCGAGGGCCAAUGAGACGGUGCCUGACUCUGCCUUGAGACAAAGGGAAUCUGCUGCUUUUGUGUUUCUCACAGGGGAAAAAAAAAAAACAACAAAAAAGAAGCAGCCCAGCCUUCUCGAACACCCGAGUCAUCACAAAAUCACACGCCAAACAGGAAGCAUGUUCACUGUGCUUCUUGGUGACAAAAGGAUAAUGCUCCUCAACCGGGACUUUAAUUAGCCCGUCUCAGCUGUGCAAACACUCAGCAACUUGGUUGCUUUGCUGGGAGGCUGCGACGGGAGUUUUCUCUUCCCCAAAGGAGGCAUGAAAUAAUUACAGGCGAAGCGCAAGACCUCAAGAUUUCUAGUAUUUUCAUUAAAUGUGGAAUAUUAUUUCUACCCCCCACUGUCACACUGAUCUUCGGUCCCCCCCUGCCACUAGAGGAGGUUUGGAUCUUUAGACAAAAUGAAAUGAUAAAACGAUUCUUUUCGUUGCCUAAGCCCGGUUGUAGUGAUUAGGUCUACCUGCAGCUCAAAGAAAAAUAGUUUUUUAGCUAAGAAGCUGCUGUACAGUAUAUUGUAACAAAGCAAGGCUCAAAUGAUUCUAACCUUGAGCUACCUUUAUUCUUCUGGUCUUUUUUGGCAGGUGUGUAAGGUUCGAAUGUCACAGGCUCUCUUUGUUGUUGUUCUGUUUGAACAAAACAGCGUGCACACACACACACACACACACACACACACACACUCCUUUGUAUCCAGGCAGAGAAUGUCCAGCCCUUGUGUUUUACAGCUUAAGAUAAAACACGGCCUGAGCGUCGCUGUGUGCUCAUUAGUCUGAAUAUCCUCAGUCAACAAAGCGCUGUCAUGUUUUAAUGAAGACUUACUCCUCAAACGACAAGAUACAUAAAGCCACUGCUAACGUCGUAUCGCUGCAUGGAUACUUUGUUCAUAGACUUUCACAUAUGUUUUCUUUCAUGAAAAUGGCUCCUGAGAUAACAGUCCAAACUGGUGAAACUGAGGUUAUCUCUUAUUUUGUUACAAGUCAAUGUUUUAAAUCCCUCUGCUUUCGGGCUCUACCGAAUAGUCAUUUGUCUCGUUGACAUCCGCGAGUCUAGAUCAACGUUCAAAUGCUAAAGGUCAGACCACAUUCGUAUUAUUAUUAUUAUUAUUAUGCUUUGUGUAGAAUUGGAUUCGGGUGGUGGCUGUGUGGGAUUGUUUGCGACGUGUGCGAUCCAAACUCAUUCCCCCAGGGCCUCAUGAAGUACAAUAGUAUCUCACUAAAUAUUGAGUGUCAUGUUUGUUUGUUGUUCUGCCUUCUCAAACGCAACCUUUUCACAGCUGUCAGGCUGUUUGCUUCGCCCCUUGUCUCAAACAAAGGGAGGCACGCAUUGAUGACUUUAAUGUAUUAUUAAAAUAAAAGAAAACUGACUGAUUCUGUUCAAGGAUCAUUCAUUUCUUUUAGAAUAGACUAGAAUCUGAUCUUUGAAUGUACAAAAGUCCUAGUUUUAUUAGCACCUACAAUUUCUCCACUCUAUCUCUCGCCAUUGCUUUCUGCUUUGCCUAAAAAAAAAAAAACACAUCUUCAGCUUCUCCUCUUCCCUCUCUUCCCUGCGCUGGAUCAUUAGGACGAGAGCAGCAGAAUUGCAGAUGCCGAGGCAAAUGAAGAUAAUCAAAGCCCGUAUCCAACACCCGCCGCUCCCUUCCAGUCGUUGGUGAAGUCUGCGGAGCCUUUGUGGCGGGUCGCCAAAGAUUUCUUUGUGGCGCUUGCCGUCUGGACAAUUUUUACGAUUUUUUUUUCUGGUUUGUGUGAGUGUGAUAGAAGAGGGAACAGACGGGAGGGACACCGUGUGGGGCUAUGCAGCAGAGCCAUUUGAGAGGACGUGGUAUACUUCAGAGUAAAAUAACGGGGCUCUUUGAGGCGAGAAGUAUUUAAAUCGUAAUCCACCUUCAAGGAAAAUGACUCCUGUCAUCUGAGACAGUUUUACUCCUAUUUAUUAACUAGCAAUUAUAUUGGUGGAGGAGUCGGAGGAUGAAUUGCUGUGACAAUCAGCUGAAGGUGUAACUAAUAAGGUGUAAAUAAACCAAAUAGCUGUGUUGUAUUACUGUCACAGUGAAAAAUUAUCCACGUUAUCUCCUUUUAACCUUUAGUGACUGUGAAGUGAAAAUAGCUUCCUUCUUAAUGCGACAAGCAGUGACUUACCAUCAUUACUGUUUUGCUAAUAAUUAGGUGUUAAUUCACAUAUACAUAUAUACUGUCCUAGCUGAGGACCGCUCCAAGGGGUCACUCGGCUAAAAAGACAUCCGAUUCACAAGAAGGAUAAUGUGGCUCCCACACGGCGUCUGCUGGAUGUGCUCCCGAGUGGCCCAAAAGCCAUUUGUGGCAGAGUUAGGAUGCGAACAUGUCUGUUGAUUAGUCCUCCUCGUUUAGGUCGGAUAUCUUUGUUUGUUUAUCUGUUAUCUGGUCAUUUGGCUUCCUUUUGCUGCCCCACCACCUGAUUGCACUUGGAUGUUCUCUGGCGUUUUAUCCCUGGUUCCUUUCCGAGUGAAGGACUGAUGCAAGAGGAAAGGAAAACAGCUCUGGGCUGCAGCAGACUAUGUGGUUGCUUAUCACUGCUAGCGAGGCUACUGAAAACCUCUUUUAUAUCCUUAUUUUUUCGAAACAUUUGGGAUGCUUUUGAUGCUCGACUGUCUUUCACCGAGAAAUCAUUUCUGUGAAGCGACCGAGGCAACAGUCUCCUCGCCGACAAUAACCUCAAUUCUCCGAGCAACCUGAGUGCAUGUCGCGCCGCACAAGGGCCUUGAUUCUCGCCUUUUCCCCGACUCGAGCACCCGGCUCCCUUGAUGUUCUUCAUCGUUUUUUUUUUUUUUCUUGCUCCAGCUCCAAUUACUGACUGUAACAAGCUGUGGCUAUUUCUUGGGGCCCCCAAAAUAUUUUUGAGUCAAUGAGGCAGGUAGAGGGGAAACAUAACGGUAGAGCCUCACCAGUAUGUUGUCAUUACUGUACUGUCUUCCGUCACGCACCAACUGCCAUUUCCAUGUAUGUCUAACACAUAAUGGCAAUAAACGUUUCCUGAUUCCUGAUAAAUAAGUCUUCAAGCAGACGACACAUUACAAGUAUGCCGAACAACAUGUGCCGUGUUUGCAUCUAAUUGUCCAUCCUAUUUGGUCCUCCCCC
Pungitius pungitius (ninespine stickleback) is the source of this 6954-nucleotide messenger RNA. RefSeq names its product UDP-N-acetyl-alpha-D-galactosamine:polypeptide N-acetylgalactosaminyltransferase 13 (gene galnt13). Gene Ontology annotation, cellular component: Golgi apparatus. Bases 932 to 2677 code for a protein of 581 amino acids. The transcript has 13 exons. Gene Ontology annotation, molecular function: polypeptide N-acetylgalactosaminyltransferase activity. The record is from RefSeq and is a predicted model, not a curated record. NCBI's taxonomy places the organism in Eukaryota, Metazoa, Chordata, Actinopteri, Perciformes, Gasterosteidae. Gene Ontology annotation, biological process: protein O-linked glycosylation.